This is a messenger RNA of Kickxella alabastrina, 1103 nucleotides long. RefSeq lists its product as uncharacterized. Bases 176 to 1063 code for a protein of 295 amino acids. The record is from RefSeq and is a predicted model, not a curated record. Lineage: Eukaryota; Fungi; Kickxellomycota; Kickxellomycetes; Kickxellales; Kickxellaceae. The transcript has 2 exons.
CAGCUCUGGUGCUUUGCUGCGCAUACAGCCAAAAUGCAUUUUUAUUUUCUGUUCUCCCCAUCACCACUACUCAUCCACGCAUCCACUCACUCACGCUUCUGCUCUCUUUCUCUCACACACACACUCUUCUCAAUACGCUAAUCAAUAGUAUUCCUUGCGCUCAAUCUGUACAUUCAUGUCACCCUCCACAAACUCGCGCACAGAGGUCGCCAAUACCUCGUACUCGGCCGCAAACUUUGCGUCCAUCUUCGCAGUCUUGAACACGUUCAGCGCCGCCAUUCGCGUGCCUGACAUCCAGGAGCCAGAGGAUCUCGACACCGUGGUCAGAUGCACAGACGACACAAAGGCCCUCAGGGAGCUAGCGCUGACUCUGCUGGCCGCCGCUGUGGACCGCAAGGCAAAGUCAUUGCUGACGGAGGACCAAUGGCCUAAGCUCUGCAGCUCUCUAGCAGCCGGCAGCGCCGUUCAUCUGCUCAAGGGCCUGGAGGUUCCCGAGGACGCUGCCGAGUCGCUCGAUGACUUUGUCGCGCAGCCGCCAGCCGUGCGCGUCGACGUUCUCUACUGGUUCUGCGAAAUCGCCCUGAUGAACAACACAGUCAUUAAGGCGCUUAUCGAUGGUGAGUGCGAGAGAGAACGCAAGCCCGCCUCUGCCUCGACAAACACAGCUGUGAAUGACGCACUCGUUCGUCUGACCCCCUUGGUUGAGAUUGCCAAGCAGAGAUACUGGCUGUUUGGAAAUAACACGCGGCAAUUGUAUCUUGAGUCCCUGUCGCAGAAGGGCAAGGGCAGGCUGGAGUUACUGGCCCAAAGUCUGGAAGAAUUUGCCGCUGUUGCUGCUGAUCUCAGGGCUCAGCGCAGCCACGCCCAGAAGGAGCUGGCUGACCGGCUGGACACCGAGGUCGUUCCGUUCUUGGAGAAGCAAAGGAGGAAGAGGGAGCGCGUCGAGCGCGCGCUGCAACGCCAGGCCAUAGCCGCAGCCAACGUCCACCUGUACGAGACGCGCACCAGAAAGCGCCAGCGCGUCAACUACAAUGUCGACGAAGACAUUUCGUACGACUUUUAAAAAGUGCUGCACAUGCACGCACUCACGUUUCCGGGCAUUU